This is a messenger RNA of Anguilla anguilla (European eel), 2918 nucleotides long. RefSeq names its product interferon alpha/beta receptor 1a-like. The transcript has 7 exons. The record is from RefSeq and is a predicted model, not a curated record. Lineage: Eukaryota; Metazoa; Chordata; Actinopteri; Anguilliformes; Anguillidae. Gene Ontology annotation, molecular function: interferon receptor activity; protein binding. The coding region runs from base 405 to 1541 and encodes 378 amino acids.
GAACUCUGCAGGCUCUUUUAGGUACUUCUUAGUUAACUGUGAACCAGAGCUCUCAUAAGAGAGCUCUGGAAGAGGAAAACAAAAAAACAAAAACAACACCUGAAAUCGCAUGUACUGUAAAACCCACUGAUGCUGAGUGGGUGGAAAGUAUCACAAAAUGAGCCAGUGUUCAAUAGUUCAAAGAACAGAAACAAAAAGAAAUGUAUGCAAAUGAGCAGCAUCUAAUUUUAUUUUUUUUAAUUUGCUUUAAGUGAGGAGGACAUGAUGUCGUAAGAGUGACACUGCCACUCACCCUCGUAUCAAUGCAUUAAAUACCUCUACCUCAGGGAUUGGGAAAGGGACUCACCCUGUGCUGUGUGCUGAUGCACCCCACUGGCUGCUGACUUUAAAUUCUAGCUGCUGAAAUGAUGUCUGCCAUCUUGCCCAGCCCUCACAACCUGAGUCUACAGACCCUAAAUACUCAAUACAUUCUGAAGUGGGAAUGGGAACAGCAGACUCCAGCCAAUCAGAGCGUCACCUUCACUGCCCAGUAUCUACCGAGGGAUAUACAGGACUGGACCCUGGUGUGCAACGCCACAUUGGACAUGCAGUGUGAUUUCUCCCACUCCCAGAUGCACUACCAAGGGAUCUAUGUGCUCCAGGUCAGGGCUGACAGCGCAGGGGAGAGCUCAGAGUGGGUCCAGACUUCUGAGUUCUGCCCUGAACGGGAUGGAGACCUGGGCCCACCCUCUAAAGUGGAGGUGGUCCCUGGCAACGGAUUGCUAAGGGUAUGGAUUUCUGACCCCUUAACCAGUAACAACAAGUCCAUGAGAGAGACGCUGUUGCCCAGCCUAUAUUUCUUUAUCCAGUACUGGAAGCAGACCAAGAAUGGGGUGGACGGUAGCAGAGUUUUAAGAACAAGUAACAAUGAGGUGACGCUGUUGAACCUGCAGAGCUGGACCACUUACUGCGUGAGAGUGCGCUCUCAUUUUGACCACUACAAUAAGACCAGCCAUUUCAGCCCUGCUCUUUGCAUGAAAACCACAGGGCAGGUACCCGCCUGGCUGGUCAUCCUGGCACUGUGCCUUGUGUUGGCAGCACUGUUCUUUGGCCUCUACAGAUCACUGCCCCUGAUCAAAUCCACCUUCUUCCCCUCCGCCCAGCUUCCAGUCAGCAUGUACCCGUGCGACUCCUCUGGGCCAGACUGGGCUCACCUCCUGGCUGCAGAGACGCCGGUGGAGGUGUUCUGUGAGAAGCUGGAAGUGUGCCCCAAGGAGAUGCCACCCGAAAUGCAGGCCCUGCCUGACCCCCCCAGGCACAGCCACCAGGGCAGCCACGACUCAGGGGUAUACUCCUCAUCCGAGGGGUCAGGCCAGCAGGGCGGGGCAUCUGAGCAGACUGACAUGGCAUCGGGACAGAUGGGCGUGGCCACAGGGCAGGUGAACCUAGCAGCGCGGGGCCUGGACUCUGGGAUCGGGAGAAUCGGCAGUGCCCCCGGUGGUGACAGUUGGACGGACUCUCAUAAGAGAGCUCUGGAAAAGGAAAACAAAAACAACACCUGAAAUCGCAUGUACUGUAAAACGCACUGAUGCUGAGUGGGUGGAAAGUAUCACAAAAUGAGCCAGUGUUCAAUAGUUCAAAGAACAGAAACAAAAAGAAAUGUAUGCAAAUGAGCAGCAUCUAAUUUUAUUUUUUUUAAUUUGCUUUUAGUGAGGAGGACAUGAUGUCAUAAGUGUGACACUGCCACUCACCCUCGUAUCAAUGCAUUAAAUCCCUCUACCUCAGGGAUUGGGAAAGGGUCUUCCUGUCACAUGACCUGUAUGGGUAAAUAUUAUGGCCCUGACUGAAAGCAGCAUGAAAUGUGUCAUUGUUAAUUUGCAGUUAGACGAUUGAGUUAUGGUAUAAUAUGCCAAACUACUACAGCCAGUAGUAGUACAGUUUGAUGGUGUUGGAGAGAGGCCUUUAAAAUGAAGGCAUAUGUGCCUUCUUGCAAAGCUGUGGGGGUUUCCGUGGAGACGAGAAGGCCGAAAAGGUCCUAGCUCAGGGGUGGGGCGCGGGAUCCCUGUUCUACCUGCUAAAAGCUACAGAGGGAAGGACAUGCUGAAUGUGCUUUCAGUGGGACCCUCCCAGCAGCCGUCCCACAGGCCUCGUGGUUCCAGCAGCCCCGUGAGGGGCGUGGCCAGCCCUGGUCCCAGAGGACUGCAGGGUCUGGCUCCUGCUUGUUAUUACCGCCCAGGAACGCAGGCGAGGUGAGAAUCGUGAGGUCAGCUCCAUCAGCGAUGGAGUCCGAGUGUCCAGGUGCUGACUGAAAGCCAGAGUGCUGUGGCUCUCCAGAACCCGGUUUGGGGAUCCCGGCUCAAAUCCAGGGGCAGCCCUGGUCCAGAGAAGCGAUUCUGACCUCGCAGGAAUAGGUGCGCGGUGUUUUCCCACCCAUCAGAGCAGCUGGUGUGUUGUCUGCCAGUUGAUUCUAGCAGAAACGCUCGCAGUCCUGAUUCUGCUUUUGUUAGCGAGCCGACACCUGCUGUGCUGCUGCAGGUGUGUGCUCGUUAAUGGAAGGAAAUCUUGAGCCUUAAAGAAGUGAAUCUUUUGUUUUUAACCCACUUCUUAUUAUAACCCUCCCACUUCCCCUUUUUAAAACGUCUUCCCCCGGUGGGAUGUGAAUGUGUGUCUGAUUUACCAGUUCAACGGCUGAAGUUAAAACCCUCCACUGUCCACAACAUGCGUUUGACCUUUGAAUUGCAGGGUUUUCCUCAAACUGUCUGACAGUGAUGCUGCACCACCUUGUGAACUUGUGGCACCACCUUGUAAAGUUUCCUUUUAGCCCAACUGAUAACAUCAGUUAUGGUAUUAUCUGAUAUCAUGACAAGACACCUCAAUGCCAUGCUGUCAUAACCCUAACCCUGAACUCGGUAGCACAGGGAAGCGUGUGUAGGCUGAAC